GCAGGCGUGACGCCCGCGUGUCGUCACUGGAGCGCCCCAGCGGAAGCGGGGAGUGCGUGUUGUGAGGGUCUUCACCAUGGUUCCUGGCGUGCCGCUCCCCCCGGAGAUCCAGCUGGCGCAGCGCUUGGCGGGCAAUGAGCAGGUGACGCGGGACCGCGCGGUGCGGAAGCUGCGGAAGUACAUCGUGGCCAGGACGCAGCGGGCCUCAGGUGGCUUUACUCCAGAUGAGCUCCUGAAGGUGUGGAAAGGACUGUUUUACUGCAUGUGGAUGCAGGACAAGCCGCUCCAGCAGGAAGAACUAGGAAGGACCAUUUCCCAGCUCAUCCAUGCUUUUCAGACCACAGAGGCACAGCACCUGUUCCUGCGGGCGUUCUGGCAGACCAUGAUCCGAGAGUGGGUGGGCAUCGACAGACUGCGCCUGGACAAGUUUUACAUGCUCAUGAGGAUGGUCCUGAGCGAGUCACUGAAGGCUGUGAAAACCCAAGGAUGGGAAGAAAGACAGAUUGAGCAGUUGCUGGAGCUGCUAACCACCGAGAUACUGAACCCUGACAGCCAGGCCCCCAAUGGGGUGAAGAGCCACUUCCUAGAGAUCUUCCUGGAGGAGCUGACCAAAGUGGGCGCUGCAGAGCUCACUGCAGACCAGAAUCUGCAGUUCAUCGACCCCUUCUGUCGGAUAGCAGCCCACACUAAGGACUCCUUAGUUUUGAAUAAGAUCACUCGGAGCAUCUUGGAGACGAUUGUGGAGCAGGCUCCCUUGGCCAUUGAAGACCUGAUGAAUGAACUGGACGCACAGUCUGGGGAAGGUGAAGUGUCAGGUGAUGAUGCCGAGUCAUCAGAGGGUGAGCAGGAGCUGCAGGACACACCGCCCAGGAAGCUGCCUGCGGGCUCCGUACAUAGGGCUGACCCUGAGGCAGUCAAGGAGCAGGCAUGGGAUGACGAGGAAAACACUGGCCCUGUACUCCAGUUUGACUAUGAGGCAGUUGCUAACAGACUGUUCCAGCUCGCCAGUAGACAGAGCACCCCUUCUCAGAACAGGAAGCGCCUAUACAAAGUGAUUCAAAAGUUGCGGGAUCUGGCUGGAGGCAUUUUCCCCGAAAAUGAAAUCUCUGAAAAAGCCUGCAAGAAGCUGCUAGAAGGGAGGCGGGAGAGGAAGAAGAAAAAGAAACGUUUGCCCAGAUUGGAGCCACAGAAUGAUAAAGCAGGAAGCGAGACAGAAGCCUCAAGUGCGGAUCCUAGCCCGGGGAUAAAGAGGAAGAGAAGUGGGAGGAUGGAUGAGAAGGCUGGCCGAAGAGGGCCUCCUGGGAAGAGGAGGAAGCCUAAUGCUAGAGCAAAGGGGGCUGGCGUCCAGCAACUAAAGCAGAAGAGGAAACGGGCAUUGCCGAGUGAGAAGUAAGGUGCACAGCCCAAGCCGGCCAGCCUUCUUACUGCACCUGG
Messenger RNA from Acomys russatus (golden spiny mouse), 1434 nucleotides. RefSeq names its product ribosomal RNA processing 1 (gene Rrp1). Lineage: Eukaryota; Metazoa; Chordata; Mammalia; Rodentia; Muridae. Gene Ontology annotation, biological process: rRNA processing. Gene Ontology annotation, cellular component: preribosome, large subunit precursor; nucleus; preribosome, small subunit precursor. Bases 77 to 1393 code for a protein of 438 amino acids. The transcript is spliced from 13 exons. The record is from RefSeq and is a predicted model, not a curated record.